CCCUGCUUUGAAUCUAAUAUUUGAAUCUAUCCAAAGGUGUUUUUUAUUCGGAUGAAAACUAUUUUAUAUACCCAAUUUAAGUGCUUCAUGAUUUUUGAUCACAUUGCAGUGGAUAUUUUGGAAGGUUAAGUUGUCGCUCUGAAUUCCAGUAACUCUCUUGAAAGUUGAAACUUGAGUCUGCCAAAAUCAGCCAAUCAGCCAUCCAUUCACCAUUCUCAUAGGUAGAUAGAAAACGACCGUUACAAAAUUGUUAUUGCUUAGUAUUCAGAUUUAGUUUUAUUUUACUUUUAUAUUAUAUUCAAUUAGCUAGGGAUGUUAUCUUGUAGUUAACUUGAUUGAGAUUUAUUUUUAAUGUUUUACGUGUGUUAUUACCGCUUGCUAUCUAUGGGCCGAUCUUCCUAGCACGUCAGUGUUUAUUUGUGUUGAAUUUUUGCUAGAUUGUACAAGUAUCAUGCUACGAGGAACUGGAAAGGAAAAUCGCUUUGUAGGGCAAAAUAAUCAGCUUACAGGUAAUGCUAAAACAGCAACAAAUGCAACGCAUAACAUUAACAAACCCGGAUCGGAUUCAAAUGUAACGAAUAAAGUUGUCAGACACUCAAAUUUAGAACCUUUCAAAGUAGGAGCAAAUGCUCAGAGCCAAAUUAGACGUUCGGUAGAAUUGAGUAAAUUGAGUCAGGCUCGAUCUGCAACAGUACCUGAAAAAGUUGAUCAACUUUCAAAUAAAUCCAACAAUGUUAGCAAACCAUUGGUAAAACCGACUUUAUCGUCGCUAUAUCGUCAAAAUAUGAGAGCUGGUAUUUCUACAACAUCGGUAAAGCCAAGUGACAGUCAACUAACACACCAGAGAAAAAAUGUUGCAACAACCCAAAGAAGAAGUGUUGUUCCAGGGGAAUUUUCGAGUAGCUCAAAACCUGCUCCUACGUGCUCUGUAAUCGGCAGUCAAAAUAAGAAGGUUGCAGAGAAACGAACAGAAGUGUCGAAUCAGCAGUCUGCUGCCUCACGACCGCCGCCCGCAGCGAAACCAAGCAGCCAAUCACAGCCAGUGACCACUAUGUCAGACAGGGCUUUGAUGCCUCCCCCACCCCCUCCCUCGUUCACCUCAGCUACCAUUGGCUCGGUUACUACUUCUGAAAGGGGGAAAAAAAAUGAACCGAAAAAGUCUGAGAAUUGUGAUUUGAAAGCAUCUAAUAGUACGUCUCAACAAAAUGAGCCAGAAACUGAAUCAAAGAAAAAAACUCAAGAUAACGAUGGCAUGAGGAGAUGGAACCUUGAAAACUUCGACAUUGGCCGUUUCUUGGGAAAAGGAAAAUUUGGUUGUGUUUAUCUCGCUCGCGAAAAAAACUCUCUGUUCGUAGUAGCUUUAAAAGUCUUGAUAAAAAAACAGGUUCAGAAUGCUGGGGUCGAGCAUCAAUUGAAAAGAGAGAUUGAGAUUCAGACUCAUCUAAGGCAUCCCAAUAUAUUGAAGAUGUAUGGCUACUUUCACGAUGAUACGCGAGUCUAUUUGAUCUUGGAGUACGCUCCCAAAGGUGAACUAUUCAAACUCAUGAAAGCAACUCCAAAUAAUAGAUUUCCUGAAGAAAAAGCAGCAAACAUUGUUCUACAAUUGACAGACGCUCUGCACUACUGUCAUGGCAAAAAUGUGAUACACAGAGACAUUAAGCCUGAAAACCUGCUGCUUGGAUCUAAAGGAGAACUAAAAAUUGCUGACUUCGGCUGGUCUGUUCAUGCGCCUUCAUCGAGGAGAAACACAGUUUGCGGCACUCUGGACUACUUGCCGCCUGAAAUGAUCUCCGGCAAGAAGCACGGCAAAGAGGUGGACAUCUGGAGCCUGGGCGUGCUCUGCUUCGAGCUGCUGACCGGCAAGCCGCCCUUCGAGACCAGCACCUAUGAGGGCACCUAUCGCAGAAUACUUGCUGUGCAGUACACAAUCCCUGACUAUGUGUCAGGCUUGGCUCGUGAUCUCAUCUCCAAGCUGCUUGUGGCUGAACCCAGUGCUCGUCUGCCAUUGGACAAAGUCAAGAAUCAUGAAUGGAUAGUUGAACAUACCGCAACCAAGAUGGAGUGUGACUGAAGUUGCUGUAGGUAUAAGAUUUUAUUUAAAUGAAUUCAAGGAAAAAUUAAAUUCGAGAUUACAAGAAACGGACUGUUUUACUUGUUGAACAUAUUCAAGUUCCUUGUUAAACAUUAUUUGCCCGUUUAUUCUUAGUUGAAGUACUACUUCAUUAUGUAAAUAAUGAUGCCUUUUUACUUCUUCAAUUAUGAUUUUAAAAUUAGACCAACUCAACUUGAGUGAAUUAUGAGUAAAUUAUCUAAAUAAUUAGAAAUUCUCAACAACAGUCAUAAAAUCACUUUGAUUUUAUCAUUCUCAAAAAGUCUAAAUUCUUCUGCAAAAGAAGCGAAACUCAUUCGAAUAAUACGCAAUAAUCCAUCACUUCAUUAGUUUUCUAUUUUCAUCACCAUAAUUUAUCAGUAUCAACUAUUUCAUAUUAUUAUAUCUGCAAUUAUUGUGCAUGGAGUGAAUAGAGAAAAGGCUAGUUAUGUACAUUCCAUAGAAAAACAAAACAUUCAUUCAUUAUUGUCUGAUAGGAACUUUUUAUUAAAAUAUCUUAUAAUACUGCUACUAUUGUUAGUAAUAAAAAUUGAUUUUAUAUAAC
Molecule: messenger RNA, 2654 nt
Organism: Nilaparvata lugens (brown planthopper)
Lineage: Eukaryota; Metazoa; Arthropoda; Insecta; Hemiptera; Delphacidae
Product: aurora kinase B
Exons: 9
Coding region: 452-2071 (539 amino acids)
Biological process (GO): regulation of cytokinesis; protein phosphorylation; mitotic spindle organization
Cellular component (GO): spindle pole centrosome; spindle midzone; spindle microtubule
Molecular function (GO): protein kinase activity; ATP binding
Source: RefSeq, a predicted model, not a curated record